Molecule: messenger RNA, 1449 nt
Organism: Cuscuta campestris
Lineage: Eukaryota; Viridiplantae; Streptophyta; Magnoliopsida; Solanales; Convolvulaceae
Source: the annotation of a GenBank genome assembly
CGGAUCCGGUCUUAUUCCCACGGAUGAACAGCUUUUCCUUUUCAAUUUUUGCUUCUUCCUAAAAAAAGAAAAGAAAUAUAGUAAUAAUAAUAGAAAAUAAAUUCGCUUCUUCUUCAAUAGACUGCUGUCUACACAAUCGCGUAAGCUCGGAUAUCAAUUUCACCUGUGUGUUCAAAUCUAUCCAAUGACGUCGCCUAAUCAUCUCGAUGAUGAGGAUGACUUUGGCGGCGAUUUCUCCGGAACACGGCGUCCAGGGUCUAAGAGAAGCUUUGGAGAGCUCGAUGAUGAAAAAGAGGAUAUUUUUGGCUCCAAGAAGGGUAACAUAAGAUCGGAAGAAACUGCUCCAGGUGCUGCAACAGGGACAAUAUUGUCCCUUCGCGAGAGUCUCAAGAACUGUGAAGAAACACUUGCAACUUGUCAGUCGGAACUUGAAGCUGCAAAGUCUGAAUUACAAAAGUGGCAUUCUUCCUUUCUGAGGGAACCUUUCAUAGCUUCUGGGUCCACCCCUGAACCUAGAUUUGUGGUCAACUAUGUGCAUAACCUAAGGUCAUCUGAAGAGUUAUUACAGGAACAGCUGGAGAAAGCCAAGAAAAAAGAAGCUGCUUUUAUAGUCAAUAUUGCAAAACGAGAUCAAGAGAUAUCAGAGUUGAAGUCUUCCCUUCGUGACCUCAGGGCUCAACUUAAACCACCAUCCAUGCAGGCAAGGAAGUUAUUGUUAGACCCAGCAAUUCAUGAAGAGUUCACACGAUUAAAGAAUUUGGUAGAUGAGAAGGAUAAAAAGGUCAAGGAGUUGCAAGACAAUAUUGCUGCGGUAAAUUUUACCCCGCAAAGCAAGAAUGGGAAGUUGUUAAUGGCUAAGUGCAGGACUCUACAAGAGGAAAAUGAGGAGAUCGGUAAUCAAGCUAAUGAAGGAAAGAUGCAUGACAUGGCAAUGAAACUAGCAUUGCAGAAGUCACAGAAUGCAGAACUUAGAAGUCAUUUGGAAGGGUUGUGCAAGCAAAUAGAGGGACUGACUAAUGAUGUUGAAAUAUCUAAUGAAAUGGUAUUUAUAUUGCAAGAGAAGCUGGAAGAAAAGGAUGCGGAUAUCAGAAGGUUGACAAAAGAGCUGGAGAAGGAGAAAGAACCACAUGACAUUGUCAAGAAGGAGGAAAAACGCUCCUCGGAUGAUAUUAUGAUUGCCGCCACCACCAUUGAAGAAGUGCCAAGUUAACUAUCGCCUUGUGUACUGAAGUUAACAAAAUUCCUUGGUGUGUUCUAUUUGUUACAAAGCUUCUUCAACGACUCAUACAUCUUUAUUCAAGAUAUUCGAACUGUUUUGGCCUUUUGUAUUAGAACUUUUAAAGCUUACAUUUUAUCAUGUGUUUGCUUCUCCAAUUGUUUUCAAAGUCCAUAUUUCCGUUUGGUAGACGGAAUUCAGGUCAUGGAAUUGGAACUGAAGACUUUAAUUCU